AUGUGGACUUGCUCUGAAAGUGCUGAUGAUGAAGACCUGCUUGGAAAUUUACAGUCAUUACGGAAUCAGCUGAGGAGAACUGAAAAAAACCUACAAACUGUAGAGGAAGAGCUUUCUAGUACAAGUGACCGUUAUGGCCACUGCUUCAAUGAGGCUGUAGACUUCACUCUGGAGGAUCUUGUUCAGCCUAAUUGCAACUAUCAAGGCUUUUCCAACUGUAAGAAGAAUGCUGGUAAAACAUCUUGCCAGGAUUUUCAAAGAAAAUCCAAAUCUUACUCAGUAUCCACAACUUCUGAUAAAACUGUGGAAGAAAAUGAACGUCUAAAGGAGCAGCUGGAUGCCCUUCAUGAGCAAAAUGCAUCUUUGGCUUCUCAGAAACACUACCUAAAGAACAGAGUGGAAACAAUGAACUUUGAAUUGAUGCAGUCAAAAACAAGAAUUUGUUAUCUUGAAUCAACUUUAGGCACACACUUAGUCAGCAUUCCAAAGUUAAAAGAACAGAUUGUAAACUUGGAAGCAGAAGUUUCAGCUCAAGAUAAAAUUCUGAGAGAUGCAAAAGAUAAACUAGAUCAAAGCCAGAAGACAGGAAUGGAAAGAGAAAAUAUGCUGCAAAGAUAUAAAAAGGACUAUAAAAAUCUGAAAAUGGAGUUAAUUGAACGAAGCAAGCAAGGAAAGAGAGCAGAACAGCAAAGAAAUGAAGCUUUGUUGAAUGUGGAGGAGCUGACAAGAGCCUUCAAAAAGUAUAAAGAGAAAAUAACUGAAAAAUUAGAAAAGGUUAAAGCUGAAGAAGUAGUCUUGGGAAAACGUUUAAUUAAUUGUGAAAAAGAAAAAGAGAAGAUGAAUGAAAAGUGUGUCAGCUACAGAAAGGAUCUAAACAUCCUAGAAGAGCAAUUAAGGCAAUUAAAGGAAGAGAAUCAUAGCACAAAAGAAAAAAUUAAGACUCUAGAGGCAAAGAACACUGACGUGGUAUCAAUGCUGACUCGGUCUGAUCAGAAGAUCAUUGAGCUUGAGAAUGAACUUGGUGAAAAAGAAAUAGUGCUUAAAGAGAAAAAUGCUCUAAUAAGUGAAAACGCAGAGCUGAGAGCACUUACUGCACAGCAACAUAACCGCUUGAAAUUAUACCAUCAAGAAAUUGAAGACUCAAGGGAAGAGCUCAACAUACUAGAAACCAUUAUUUCCCAGUUGUGUCUAAGUACAUCUGAAGAGCUUAAAUGGCACCACUUGAAACACCAGCUAUCCAGUUCCUCAACAAAAGAAGCUCUCUCUGAAUCUUGUUUUGAAUCGAAUAAACCUUUGAUUGCAGACCGAAGCAUUAAACUGGCAAUGAAAGAAGCAGAAAUUCAGAAGCCUUGUGCAAACUUGACUAUCUGUACUGGAGCUGAGCAUCUUUCUAAUGAUAAUGAAGGACAAGAAAAUAGCAGGUUAUGUGGCCUGGAAACAGAGCCUGUCAAAUUGAUCAGAAGUCAAGGAGAGAGGAGAACAUGUCAACAGUUGGAACUUAUCAGCAAACAAUUUGACAAGGAGAGGCAAAGAUUCCAGAAAGAGAUAGAAGAGUUACGCACUAAACUGACGAAAGCAGAUGAUGUGAAUUCAUCUUUGAAGACCAGCAUGGCUCAGAGAGCCAGUCAGUUUCAAAUCAUACAGGAAGACCUAUUGAAGAAGGCUUCCAAAACUAGUAGCUUAGAGAGAGAAGUAACAAAGAAAUCUUCUCAACUUUCUGCGCUUGAGAAACAGUUGGAAGAAAAGACUAUUGCUUUUUCUGCUGCUGCAACAAGAAAUACUGAGUUGGAACAGGAACUCAUGGGAAAAAACAGACGCAUUCAUGAGUUGGAAACAACUAUCAGUGAAGAACAUGAGCAAGUAACUUCUGCUUUUGAAAAAGCAAAGUUGGUUCACCUUGAGGAGCACAAAGAGAUGGAGAAACAGAUUGAACUACUUCAGACACAGCUGGAGAAGAAACAUCAACAAUUCAUUGAACAAGAGAAAAUAAUAUCUAUUUUGCAACAAGAUGUUAUACAUAAACAGCAUCGCAUUGAAUCAUUGGAUGGGCUGCUGACAGAAAGCAGAGAGGAAAUGGAAAAUCAAAAUGUCAAGAAAGAUCAAGGAUUGAAGAUGCUGAAAAGUCAGCUAACAGAAGAAACAAUCAAAGUGAGACAACUCAAGUCAGCACUGGAUGUGUGUAAGGAAGAAGUUGCACUGUAUUUGAAUCAGUCACAAGAAAAUAAGGAGAUAUUUGAAAAUCAGCUCAAAAAAAAGUCUGAAGAGGUUCGUUAUUUACAGAAAGAAAUAAAACUAAAAGAUCAGAAUAUUCAGGACACAAGUGAACAAAAUAUUCUCCUACAACAAACUUUGCAUCAUCAGCAGCAAAUGUUACAGCAAGAAACUAUUAGAAAUGGGGAGCUGGAAGAUAAUCAGAUUAAACUAGAAAAACAGGUAUCCAAUUUGGAACAAGAGCUUCAGAAGCAGAAAGCAUGUGCAGAAGAUGAGUUGAGAAAGGUAGAGGAGAAACAUCGCCUAGCUGCUCAGGAAGCAGAUUUAAACAGACAGAAAGUGGAUGAACUUAAUGGUACAAUCAGACAAAUUAAAUUGGAGAUGGAUCAGUGCAAGAGUGAACUUACUAGUAUGGAAAAGGAAGUAGUGCAAUUAAAACGAGAUGGUGAAGACAAAGCAAUGCAGAUAAAUCAGUUGGAUAUUAUUUUGGAAGAAGCACGAUCAGAGCUCAAUGAAAAGGCAAAUAAGGUGAAUGAUUUACAAGAUAAGCUGCUUCAAAGUGAGACUUGCCACAGGGAAGCCUUACAGAAAAUAGUAGAACUAGAAUCUGCAUUAGAGAAUGCCCAUGGAGAAUUAAAAAUCACUUCAACACAGCUUCAGGAAUUGCAAGAUGCAUUACAGAAUGCACAGUCCUCUUUGGAGAAGAAGCAUGUUGCUAUCAUGGAUCUAACAACUGAGCUCAGGUACUGCAAGGGAGAAAUUGAAGAAAAAAAGCAAGAACUCCUUGACAUGGACCAGGCAUUGAAAGAAAGGAACUGGGAACUGAAACAAAGGGCAGCUCAGAUUACACAGUUGGAUAUGACAGUUCGUGAACAUAGGGGAGAAAUGGAACAACAAAUAAUUCGAUUAGAGUCCAAUUUAGAGAAGUCAGAGCUAGAAAUUAAGGAAUGCAAUAAACAGAUUGAGAGCUUAGAGAAGAAACUUCAGCGUUCUAAAGAUGAGCUUCGUGAAAAAGAGUUUGAAUUGCUCCAGAGAGAUCAAGAAAUAAAUCAGCUGAAGAAAAAAAUAGAAAGAAAACAACAGAGCCUAGAAGCUCUUGAAAAGUCACUACAAGUGCUAUCUGAGAUAAACAGGCUUUCUGCAGAAAUAAGUUCAUUAAAAGAUGCUUGCCAGCUAAAGGAUAACGUAUUGGAGAAGUCUUCUUUCUGUGUAGUCACCAAAGGCAUUUGA
This is a messenger RNA of Haliaeetus leucocephalus (bald eagle), 3441 nucleotides long. RefSeq names its product coiled-coil domain containing 18 (gene CCDC18). The coding region runs from base 1 to 3441 and encodes 1146 amino acids. NCBI's taxonomy places the organism in Eukaryota, Metazoa, Chordata, Aves, Accipitriformes, Accipitridae. The transcript is spliced from 25 exons. The record is from RefSeq and is a predicted model, not a curated record.